GCCUGAGCCGCCAUUUUUGCAAAGGGGAAAGAGACAGGAGUGAGCGAAUCGAGUUUCCAACAGUCACCAUAGAUAGGACAGAGAAUUAAAUGGUUCUGAACAAGAAAAACUUAAAAUACAGGAGUCCGAGUGACACCCACGAACGACAGAACAAACGGUAGUUAUUUUAUGGGGGGUAGUGUUAGGCUUAACAUUUUUUCCCCGUUGUUGUAAACCCGCAGUGGAGACAGUAGUCUUGUUUUGGUUGUGUGGAGACGGGCGGCGGGGGUCUCACCCGGGUCCCCUGUUCUUCUUUCACAGUACCUACAGUGGACAUUAACGGCUUGGUGGAUGCACUUAGAUGUGUGCAAUGAGUGCUGUGGCUGGCAUGCCUCAGUGUUUUGGAUCCUCCUGCUCUGGACUCAGUAGGACAAGAAUUUCUCAGAAGAGAACGUCAUGAGCAUAGCAGUCCCAGUAGGGGUGGACACUGGAAACACCUCGUACCUGGACAUGGCUGCAGGCUCGGAACCUGAAUCGGUGGAGGCCAGCCCUGUGGUUGUGGAGAAGUCCAGCUACCCACACCAGAUCUACAGCAGUAGCUCUCACCACUCGCACAGCUACAUUGGGCUGCCCUACGCCGACCAUAACUAUGGCGCCCGGCCGCCGCCAACGCCGCCCGCCUCACCCCCGCCCACGGUGCUGAUCCGGCCCGGGGAGGGGCUGUUCGUGCCGGGCGCCCAGGACGAGGCGUCCCGCGGCACCACCCUCAGCACUUCGGAGGACAGCAGCUACGGGGCCGACAUCACCCGCUGCAUCUGCGGCUUCACCCACGACGAUGGCUACAUGAUCUGCUGCGACAAGUGCAGCGUGUGGCAGCACAUCGACUGCAUGGGGAUCGACAGGCAGCACAUUCCUGAGACGUAUCUGUGUGAGCGCUGCCAGCCCCGCAGCUUGGACAGAGACAGGGCCAUUGUGCUGCAGACCAGGAAGAGGGAGAACAUGUCGGACGGGGACACCAGCGCGACGGAGAGCGGAGACGAGGUGCCGCUGGAGCUGUACACGGCCUUCCAGCACCCGCCCACCAGCAUCACGCUGACGCCGGCACGCAUGGCCAAUAAGCAAGCCGACAAGAAGCGCAAGAAGAGCGGCGACAAGGAGCCCGGGCCCGUCCCCGCCCGAGCCAAGAAGGCAUUCCGCGAGGGGUCCAGGAAGUCGUCCAGGGUCAAGGGCUCCGCCCCAGAGCUGGACCCCACAGACACGCCCUCACUGUGGGAGAACAAGAUCAAGACCUGGAUGGAGCGCUAUGAGGAGGCCAGCAGCAACCAGUACAGCGAGGAUAUGCAGCUCCUGCUGAGGGUCAAGGAGGCUGCAGACGGCAAGAGCAUGGCCUACAACACACACCCUGCAGCCUUCAAACCUCCUGUGGAGAGUCAGGUGCAGAAGAAUAAGAAGAUUCUGAAGGCUGUGUGUGAUCUGGCUCCAGACUCGCUCAUCAUUGAGUACCGGGGCAAGUUCAUGCUGCGCCAGCAGUUUGAGGCUAACGGUUACUUCUUUAAGAGGCCGUACCCGUUCGUUCUCUUCUACUCCAAGUUCCACGGGCUGGAGGUGUGUGUGGACGCCCGCAGCUUCGGGAACGAGGCCCGCUUCAUCCGCCGCUCCUGCAUCCCCAACGCCGAGGUGCGUCACGUGAUCGAGGACGGCACGCUGCACCUGUACAUCUACUCUCUGAGGCCCAUCGUCAAGGGCAGCGAGAUCACCAUUGGGUUCGACUACGACUACGGCAGCUGUAAGUACAAGGUGGACUGCGCGUGCCUGAAGGGGAACCCGGAGUGCCCCGUGCUCAAGCACAACUCCGAGCCCACCGAGAACGACACGCGGCGGCGGCGCGGCCGCAAGGACAAGGACCCGCCCCGGGAGCGGGAGCGCGAGCGCGAGAGGGAGCGGGAGCGGGACGGGGAGGGGGCGCAGAACCAGAACAUCACGCUGGACUGCGACGGAGCCAACGCCGCCGCCAAGGGCAAGGCCCUCGCCGACGCCAAGCAGAGGAAGCUGUCCCCCCUCCGGCUCUCCAUCUCCAACAACCAGGAGCCUGAGUUAAUAGAGGAUAUUGAAGAGAAAACCUCCGUUAGCAAUGAAGUAGAGAUGGAGUCGGAGGAGCAGAUUGCGGAGAGGAGGAGGAAGAUGGCCACUCCAGUGGAGGAGUCCCAUCUGCCCAGUGGGGGGGGCUCCAGCUGGAUGGGACUAAGAAACAAGGAGACGCGGGAGGAGCGGAAGAUGGAGGCCAUCCUGCAGGCCUUCGCUCGGAUGGAGAAGAGGGAGAAGCGCAGGGAGCAGGCCCUGGAGAGGAUCGGCACCAAGGCCGAGGGCGGGGCCCGCAACGACAUCAAGGAGGAGCCCCCCGCCACACCUGAGGCCGAGGUCCCCGCUGUGCUGCAGCCCCUGCUGGACGUGGUGAAGGAGGAGCCGGGGGUGAAGCCGGUGGCGGUGGCGGCGGCGGCGGCGGCGGCGGCGGCGGCCAAGGUGAGCCGCUCCAAGCAGCGGAAGAGCUUCUCGCGGAGCCGCACGCACAUCGGGCAGCAGCGCCGCCGCGCUCGCACCAUCAGCACCUGCUCCGACCUGCAGCCCGGUUCCCCCGCAGAGAGCCUGGAGCCGCCGCCCCCCGAGCCCAGCGAGAGCCAGUCCCCCACCGCCGCCGCCGCCGCCGCCGCCGCCGCCGCCCCCGAGCCCGAGCCCCUCCCCCCGCAGCCCCCCGACGCCAGCCCCCCCCACAGCGGCUCCCCCGCGCCCCCCUGCCGCUCCGCACACAAAUACCCCAAGACUAAAAAGCACUUGGUGAGCGAGUGGAUGGGCGAGAAGCCCGAGCGGGUGGUGCGGACGCCCGAGCCGGCUCCAGAGCGCCCCCUGCGCAUCAGCAGCGACCCCGAGGUGCUGGCCACUCAGCUCAACUCCCUGCCGGGCCUGGCCUGCAGCCCGCACGUGUACAGCACGCCCAAACACUACAUCCGCUUCUCCUCGCCCUUCCUGGCCGGCCGCAGCGCCUCCGCGCCCGGCGUGCCAAUCAGCCGCCGCCGCUCCCGCGAGCUGCCCGAGACCCCGCCCACCUCCGGGUCCUGCAAGAAGCGCUGGCUGAGGCAGGCUCUGCAGGAGGAGGGGUCCCCUAGCCGGCCCCCCUUCAUCCUGCCCAGCGAGGGGCCCCUCAGCCCCCCCAUCAACGGGGACUCGGACUGCGGCCUCCCCUUCAACGGCAGCUGCACUUUACCAGAGCUGCCCACCCCUCUGAAGAAGCGGAGGCUGUACCCUCUGGACGCCUGCAUGUCGGAAGGCUCCACCCCCUACUGCUCGCCCUGCGCCACGCCCACCCGCACCGACCUCCCAGAGACGCCCGGGACGCCCCACCUCCUCUCCACCCCGCCCCGCACGCGCUCAGAAGACCAGAGCGCAGACCCCUCGCCCCCAACCCCCACACACACCCCACAGGCACUUACCGGUUCAGUGGAGAGCGAAUCUUCUCCGGAAAGUUCCCCGGAGAGCAGCCGUAGGCCCAGCGUGCAGGAGACGGAGCGCGCCCCCCCCUCGCUGCUGUCCUCCCCCUGCGUGCGGGGGCCCAGUCUGGACGCGCCGCCCCAGGAGAUCAGGACGGUGGGUGCCCUGAGCCCGCGGCCCCCCAGGCCGGAGCCGCAGGACUGCGGGGGGGACGAGGCUGUGGAGGCCGGGGCGGAGACUGCGGCCGACGCACCCCUGGGCGAGCUCCCCGGCCCCCCCUACCCGGCCUGGAUGAAGAGCCCCGAGCGGGGCAGCCUCUCCUUCUCCCAGGUCAACUCCAACCUGCGCGACCUGACCCCCUCCCACACCCUGGACCCCGGGGCCUUCCGGCCCGACACCGCCCCCGCCUCCUUCGGGGAGGGGGCGCUCUACUACCCCUGCGCGGAGGAGGGGGGCGCCCUGGGCUUCUCACGCUCGCUCGGGGGGGACGGAACGGGAGAGGGAGGCGGCGGGACUGCGCAGAACCCCCCCCAGAAGAAAAAGGUGUCCCUGCUGGAGUACAGGAAGCGUCAGCGUGAGGCUCGCCGCAGCGGCUCCAAGGUCGAGUGCGGUUCCCCCGUCUCCACGGCGCCGCCGCUGGUGGGACUGUGCAGUGCUGCGUUCGAAGUUGCCAUGGAGACCGCCCCCGAGCCCCCAGCGCAGUCGGCCGCCCCCGCCCCUGAAGCGCCCCAGUCGAGCGACGGCACAGAGACUCCACCCCAGGGGGAGAGAGAGGGGGGAGAGGGACAGUGGACGUCCUCUACAUCAGUGGAGCAGGCGAGGGAGCGGGGCUACCACCGAGCACUGCUACUGAGCGACCACCGCAAGGACCGAGACACAGACGGCCCUGAGGCAGACGGCAGUGACGCAGGCGUGGUGAAGGAGAGCUCCUCUCCCAGCGCACACAGGACCUGCAGGAGUCCCUCUGUGCACAAGCCGGGUUCCCCGGGCCCCAGCGUGGCCCCCCAGCCUGCGAGUCGCUCGGCGAAGGAGGAGGACAGCGACGGCCAGGCCCGCGCCCCCUGCCUCUCUCCGUCCGUUCAGCAGUCCGGCAAGCCCCUGGCGGCCAAAGCGGCCCCCCUCACCCCCAGCAAACUGCAGUGCGGCCCCCCCGGGGCCCCCCAGGGCCUGUACCCGAGCCCCUCCCUGCUGCACUCCCCGAAGCCGCAGCCCCAGGGCUCCCCGUACCGCGGCCAGCGAUCCUUCCACUCGGGGCAGCCUCAGACUCAACCCCAGCCCCAGGCUUCGCAGGCCUCGGCCGCCUUCGCCCAGUACAGCGCCCAGACCGCGCCCCCUCCCCCGCCCCCUCCUCCCCCGGCUCCGCCCGUGUCCGCGGCCUACUUCCCCGGGCAGACGGCGGCCCCCUCCGGGCCCUUCCCCGGGUACAAGUCCGGCGUGGUGUCGCCCUUCCCCCCCGGCUCCCAGCCCCUGAUGCAGACUCACCACGCGCUGCACUACCAGAGCUCCACGGCUUCGCCCCCUCCUCCUCCCCCACCUCCGCACCCCCAGCCCGGGCCCCCCCUGCUGCACGUCAACAUGGCCACGCCCAUGCAGCAGCAUCAGCUCCUGCUGAGCUCCGCCCCCCCCGCCUCCCCAUGUGAUUGGCUCCGCCCCCCACCACCUCCCCCUCCCCUGCAGGGCCAGGUGUCCCAGCAGCAGCCCAGCAGCAGUAAUCUCCUGUCCCUCCAACAGGCCCCUCCUCCUCCCCCGCCCCCACCUCCUCCCCCUUCGGGCUCCACCAACCCCCCCUUACAGGCGGCGCAUCACUACCAGAGUCUGGGGGGGUUCCAGACUCCCAUGAUGCACCCGGGGGCGAGCAGCGCCCCCAACGCGGCGUCCGCCAACUACCAGCCUCACCAACAGAGCGUGCUACCGCCCCCUCCCCCUCCCCCGCCUCAACAGGCUCCGCCCACACAGUCGCAGGCCACGCCCUCGCAGCUGCCCAGUGGAGCCCGUGGAGCUCCUCCCUCCUCGGCUUCCUUCCACACAGCAGGGUACCUUGGCACUGGGUGGCACUGACAACCCCCAAACCACCCCCCGCCCCCCAAAAGAAAAUAAAAGCCCCACAAACUCACUUAAAGAGGUGCAAGGAUACCAUAUAACAUGUAAAUAUUUUCUAUGUACUUGUACACAAAGCCAACGGAAAAACAGGACGAAGAAAAAGGGUACUUUUUUAAAGGAAAGAAGGAGUAAAAAAAAGACUGCGAAGCAAUCCUGUAAAGAGACUUUGUACAAAAUGACGACAGACGAAUCCGGUGCUCAUUACCCUCUCCAUGACACCCUGUCCUCAAAGGCGCCUUUUCUAUUUUAUUCUUCUAUUUCAUAACCCCUCUCUCAUGGCUGAGGGUCUCGUCUGUCUGUUUGUCUGUCUGGCGUCCUGCUGUCAGGCCCAGAGCUUUCUUUAUCAAUGGACAUUCCACCCUCUCACCUUCCCUGUCUGUCUGUUCGUUCAGCGUUUCACAUUUUCUCUUCAUUUAUCUGUUCUUUUCCCCAUUUAUUUGUGUAUUUAGUGGCUCAGUUUAGUGAGAAAAGAAAGCUUUUUGUACAAAGAAAAUACAGAAUUAUUAUUUUUUUUAUUCCUGCGUGUAACAAAAUUUGUGCACCGCUGCAGAGGUUCGGAGAGAAAACCGUUCUGGGAGCCGACUUCACUGCCCCAGGAGUGCGCUCUGCGCACGCGUGUGUGCGCGAGCGUGGGUGUGUGCGUGUGUGAGUGCAUGAGUGUGUGCGUGCGUGCGUGUGGGAGUGAGUGAGAGAGAGAGCGAGAGAGAGAGAACAUUGCUAGGAAGUGAAUGUCCUCUUGGCUUUUAAGAUAGCCUGAGUGAGAAGUGACCGGUAGGUAGUAUGUUAGCGGUUUAUUUUUGAAUUCUAAUGGUUAUUUGUAGAAAAUGUAAUUUAAUGUAUAGAUGGUUACUCCAGCUUUCUGCAGAAGCGCGUGUACAUAGUUGCUUCUUUUCUUUUCUAUGCUUGUACAAUUCGCUCCCAUCCCAUUUUGGAAUAUCGUUUGUAAAUAUGAGCGCUCUCUUUGCAAAGCUGAAUGGUUCUGUGACAGUAGCACUAUUUCUUUUUUCUGGACCCUCUAUUGUAUGUCUUUUUUUAAUUGUGUGCGCGUGAGUGUGUGUGUGUGUGUGCGCGUGCGGAAGAGAGACUCAAGACACAGCACUGGUUAGCUAUUUUCAUUGCUCAUGAUAAUAAAUCACAGUUAUGUCAGUUUUAUACCACCAAGUGUGUCGUGUCAUUGUCACUCUUGAUUUACGGCGUCAGACGCUUUCCACCGGAUCUCCACCUCAAGAGCUUAUCGUUUUCACGCUUCCAUCUCAGGCACUGAGACGUUUGUAAACGCACAGAGACAACAGCAGCUUGAUGCCUUCAUUGGGGUUCACGCGUGCAUUCCACAGGCCACAGCAUACUGCAGAUGUUUAUAUAAAUUAUUUUGUUAAAAUGUACUUGUUAAAAUGUGUAAUGUCACUAUUAAAAUUUUAGCCAAUUUGAGAAGA
This is a messenger RNA of Anguilla anguilla (European eel), 6995 nucleotides long. It is a transcript of the gene kmt2e, whose product is annotated as lysine (K)-specific methyltransferase 2E. The record is from RefSeq and is a predicted model, not a curated record. Gene Ontology annotation, molecular function: protein binding. NCBI's taxonomy places the organism in Eukaryota, Metazoa, Chordata, Actinopteri, Anguilliformes, Anguillidae.